AUGAUGGCUCUCUCUAAUGAAGAGAUCCGAGAUAAUCAAUGGGUGAUCUCGAUCAAAGACAACCUUGAGAAAGCCCUUAGAGAUGAUGCUAUAAGAAGCCGGGGUAAGCUCUGCAUCUACAAAAUUUCAUAUUACAUGCGCGGAAAGUUCUACACGUCUUAUUCUCCUAAGACCGUCUCGCUUGGUCCGUACCAUAUUAAUGGGGGAUCGCAACUCCAGUCCAUGGAGUGCCACAAAUGGCGUGCUGUCAAUAAGAUCUUGGAACGUAACAACCAUGGCAUCGAGAUGUUUAUUGAUGCCAUGCGCGCGAGAGCUCGAGGAGAAGGCUCGUGCUUGCUACGAAGGGGCCGUGUUGAAGGAUUCGCGAAACUCGGAUACGAACGUAACGAUUCGGUUUUCACGAUGCGGGGAUUGAUGCAUUCGAUUCAAUGUGACAUGGUAUUGCUGGAAAAUCAGCUUCCUGUGUUCGUUCUCGACCGGUUAUUAGAGCUACAACCCGGUACACAGAACGAAACCGGUUUAGUGGCACAACUAGCAGUUCUAUUGUUCGACCCACUAAUUCCAAGGGACGAGUGGUUGACCAGAACCGUGCCGCAAACAUAUGAAGCUGACCCAUUCACCGACAUGGAGGAAUUGCACUGUCUGGAUAUUUUUCGUCGAAGUUUGCUCCUAAUGAUACCCACGUUGUAUCAUGGAUAA
Molecule: messenger RNA, 699 nt
Organism: Arabis nemorensis
Lineage: Eukaryota; Viridiplantae; Streptophyta; Magnoliopsida; Brassicales; Brassicaceae
Source: the annotation of a GenBank genome assembly